Messenger RNA from Scheffersomyces coipomensis, 630 nucleotides. RefSeq names its product telomerase subunit (gene EST3). The record is from RefSeq and is a predicted model, not a curated record. The transcript has a single exon. Gene Ontology annotation, biological process: telomere maintenance via telomerase. Lineage: Eukaryota; Fungi; Ascomycota; Pichiomycetes; Serinales; Debaryomycetaceae. Gene Ontology annotation, molecular function: telomeric repeat DNA binding. Gene Ontology annotation, cellular component: telomerase holoenzyme complex; chromosome, telomeric region. Bases 1 to 630 code for a protein of 209 amino acids.
AUGUAUAGACCAUCAAGAGAUAGUUAUCCCUUGAAGUUUCAACAGAGUUGGUUAAAGGAUACCAUUCUAUCAUUAAUUAGAGAUGAGUUUAGUUAUACCCAACCGAUAAUAGCUAAAAAUAUCAUUAGUUCAGGUAAAAACAAAAAGAACUUGAAAGUGACACCCAUAUUAAGAAUUUCCAGUUUUAUUAAAACCACUACACCCAAUAAUGAUUUAACUGCUGUUUUAACUGAUUCUAGUCAUAAAAUAUUGGUCAGAUUCCCCUUCCAUCCUACCAUUGUUGAGUUUGAAACGUUGUAUAAUCAAAGAAUUACGUAUAAUACAGUGCACACUUUGAUUCAAAUUAAACAAGCUAAUUUAUUAUUCGUUAAUCGAGUUCAAUUGAAAGGUGAUUAUAAUAUGAGUCAUACGAAUAGUUUAGGAGUGGUGAUUUUAGAAAUCACCGAUCUCAGAUUAUUUCAACAAGAUCAAAUUGAAUUUGCUCCUAUAAUUGAUAACUCAUUGAAAUUUAUUUAUGAUGAUGAUGACUAUAUCAAGAUAUGUACUGGUCCGGCAUUAGGUGAUCGAUAUGUUAUUACUGAUCCUGAUGAAUAUGAUGAUGUUGUGUCACAUGAUGAAGAUCUGAUAUAA